UCCACCCCCCCCCCCCCCCCUCCUUCUUCCGCUCUCUCUCUCUCUCUCUCUCUCAUCCGUUACCAGAUUCUGAAAAAACCUAGCUUCAUUCGAGUCCGAUAAUGGCCACCACCAGAACCACCACCACAAGGCUGACAAGGUCAGCUCUUGCGGCUCUCAAGGCCUCCUCUAAGACCCCUCUCUCUGCGUCUCGGCCGAUACUCUCUCGUGCCACCGAAAUACUCUCCUCAAUCAAUUCAAACAUUGUCUCCGCGGCGCCGAAUCGUAACCGACUUGGGGUCGGUGAGAAUUCAACAAUUGCAAAAUCAUCCUUCAAUGGCAAUGUCUUUGCUCGUCAGUUCCACUCCUCGCGCUCUUACUCCACCUCUGGUCAGGUCAAUAAUUCAGAAUUCACUGAGAUGGCGUGGGAGGGUAUUGUUAAUGCUUUGGAUGCAGCAAAGAUUAGCAAACAGCAAAUGGUGGAAUCUGAGCAUUUAAUGAAAGCCCUUUUAGAGCAGAAAGAUGGCUUGGCUCGAAGAAUAUUCACGAAGGCUGGUAUUGACAACACAUCAGUUCUGCAAGCUACAGAUGAGUUUAUAUCUCAACAACCUAAGGUAUCUGACACUAGUUCUCCAAUAUUGGGCUCACAUUUCGGUUCCCUUUUGGAGAAUGCAAGAAGGCAUAAGAAAGAAAUGGGAGAUGCCUUUGUGUCGGUGGAGCAUCUAUUGUUGGCGUUCCAUUCGGAUAAGAGGUUUGGGCAGCUAUUAUUCAGGAACCUUCAGCUCAGUGAGAAGGCUUUGAAGGAUGCCGUUCAAGCCAUUCGUGGAAAUCAGAGAGUAACUGAUCAGAACCCUGAAGGUAAAUAUGAGGCGCUUGACAAGUAUGGGAACGACCUGACUGAACUUGCUAGGCGUGGAAAACUCGAUCCUGUUAUAGGUAGGGAUGAUGAAAUUCGGCGCUGCAUCCAGAUAUUAUGCCGGAGAACAAAGAAUAACCCUGUUAUUAUUGGUGAGCCUGGUGUUGGGAAAACUGCAAUUGCUGAAGGAUUAGCUCAAAGAAUUGUUCGUGGUGAUGUUCCUGAACCUCUGCUAAAUCGAAAGUUGAUCUCCCUGGAUAUGGGUUCAUUGCUUGCUGGUGCUAAGUACCGAGGAGAUUUUGAGGAAAGGCUAAAAGCUGUCUUGAAGGAAGUCACAAGUUCAAAUGGGCAGAUUAUUUUAUUUAUUGAUGAGAUCCAUACUGUAGUGGGUGCAGGGGCUACAAGUGGAGCAAUGGAUGCAGGAAAUUUGUUAAAGCCCAUGCUUGGUCGAGGUGAGCUCAGAUGUAUAGGAGCAACCACGUUGAAUGAAUAUAGGAGGUACAUUGAGAAGGACCCUGCUCUGGAACGUAGAUUUCAACAAGUGUUUUGUCCCCAGCCAUCUGUAGAAGACACGAUAUCAAUUCUUCGAGGAUUGCGUGAACGCUAUGAGCUGCAUCAUGGGGUUAAAAUAUCAGACAGUGCUCUUGUUUCAGCAGCAAUUCUUGCAGAUCGGUAUAUCACAGAGCGCUUUUUGCCUGACAAAGCCAUUGAUCUUGUUGAUGAAGCUGCUGCAAAGCUGAAAAUGGAGAUUACUUCUAAACCAACCGAAUUGGAUGAGAUAGACAGGGCUGUGCUAAAAUUAGAAAUGGAGAAACUGUCUCUGAAAAAUGACACUGAUAAAGCAUCCAAAGAGAGAUUGCACAAGCUGGAAAAUGAUCUAGCUUUGCUUAAACAAAAACAAAAGGAGUUGGCUGAACAGUGGGAACGUGAGAAAGUUCUCAUGACUCGGAUACGGUCAAUAAAGGAGGAGAUUGACAGAGUCAACCAAGAGAUGGAAGCAGCUGAGCGUGAAUACGAUCUAAAUCGUGCUGCUGAGCUCAAAUAUGGUACAUUAAUGUCCCUUCAGCGCCAACUAGAAGAAGCUGAGAAGAACCUUUCUGAUUACCGGAAGUCCGGCAGUUCUUUGCUUCGAGAAGAGGUCACGGAUCUUGAUAUUGCUGAAAUUGUAAGCAAAUGGACUGGCAUUCCGCUGUCAAACCUUCAGCAGUCAGAGAGGGAAAAGCUUGUCUCGCUAGAACAGGUUCUCCACAAGAGGGUUGUUGGCCAGGAUAUGGCAGUCAAAUCAGUGGCUGAUGCAAUCCGACGGUCAAGGGCGGGAUUGGCUGACCCAAAUCGGCCUAUAGCUAGCUUCAUGUUCAUGGGCCCCACUGGUGUUGGUAAGACAGAACUUGCAAAGGCCUUAGCUGGAUACCUUUUCAACACAGAAAAUGCUCUUGUGAGGAUAGACAUGAGUGAGUACAUGGAAAAACAUGCAGUUUCUCGCUUGGUUGGUGCACCACCCGGGUAUGUUGGCUACGAAGAGGGUGGCCAACUCACUGAAGUAGUCCGUCGAAGGCCCUACUCUGUUGUACUCUUUGAUGAAAUUGAGAAGGCACAUCAUGAUGUGUUCAACAUUUUAUUACAGUUGUUGGAUGAUGGAAGGAUAACUGAUUCCCAAGGAAGGCAUGUUAGUUUUACAAAUUGUGUUGUCAUCAUGACAUCAAAUAUUGGGUCCCACUUUAUUCUUGAAACCCUAAAUAAUACCCAUGAUAGCAAGGAGGCAAUUUAUGAGAUAAUGAAGAAGCAGGUUGUUGAGUUGGCUAGACAAACUUUCCGGCCAGAGUUCAUGAAUCGAAUCGAUGAGUAUAUUGUUUUCCAACCUCUGGACUCCAGAGAAAUCAGAAAAAUUGUUGAGAUCCAGCUGAAUCGUGUGAAAGACAGGCUCAAACAAAAGAAAAUUGAUCUUCACUACACAAAUGAAGCUGUCGAUCUUCUAGGAACACUGGGCUAUGACCCCAACUUUGGUGCAAGGCCAGUUAAGCGGGUGAUUCAGCAGAUGGUUGAGAAUGAAAUUGCCAUGGGGAUAUUAAGGGGAGAUUUUAACGAAGAAGAUUCGAUCGUCGUUGAUGCUGACACAUCCCCAUCUGCUAAAGACCUUCCCCCCAAGAAGAGAUUGAUCAUCAAGAAAAUGGAGAACAAUACCGCUAUGGAUGAUAUGGUUGUCAAUAACUGAUAGUUCACAUGAGACGUGUGCAUGUAUGUAGAUUAAAAGCUAGAUUUUGGUGUUUUCCACAUUCUAUGCAUCGAAUUGAAGAAAUUUUAUGUUAUUAAUUAGGUUGUUUAGUUAUGAUCUUAGAUCACAUCUUUUGUCAAGUGAGUCUCUCUCUUUUUAGUCCAUCUAUAGAUGGAAAGGCUUGCACUGGAGUUUUGUAGUUAAGCUGAAAUGGCCUAAACAGUAUCAUCUCUGCAGGCACCUACGGUACAGAUUGGCCUUUUCAGUUGGUCCGAUGCACGAAUUCUCAGAAACAAAUAGAAAUUGCAAGGUAUGUUGCUUUGAGUUUUAA
Messenger RNA from Cornus florida, 3378 nucleotides. RefSeq names its product chaperone protein ClpB4, mitochondrial-like. Bases 102 to 3047 code for a protein of 981 amino acids. The transcript has 10 exons. Gene Ontology annotation, cellular component: cytoplasm. Gene Ontology annotation, molecular function: ATP binding; ATP hydrolysis activity. Gene Ontology annotation, biological process: protein refolding; cellular response to heat. Lineage: Eukaryota; Viridiplantae; Streptophyta; Magnoliopsida; Cornales; Cornaceae. The record is from RefSeq and is a predicted model, not a curated record.